This is a messenger RNA of Eimeria mitis, 252 nucleotides long. Its product is annotated as dihydrolipoamide succinyltransferase component of 2-oxoglutaratedehydrogenase complex, putative. Bases 1 to 252 code for a protein of 83 amino acids. The record is from RefSeq and is a predicted model, not a curated record. NCBI's taxonomy places the organism in Eukaryota, Apicomplexa, Conoidasida, Eucoccidiorida, Eimeriidae. The transcript is spliced from 3 exons.
AUGAGCGCCGCUUCCCUUCAAAGACGGUCUGGGGGGCAAUGGGAGAAGUUGCUGCAGCAGCAGCAGCAGCAGCAGCAGCAGCAGCAGCAGCAGCAGCGAUCGCUGCUGCAGCUGCAGCAGCAGCAGCAGCUCAACCAACAAGAAGCAGGCGACUCCCUCCAGACUGCUGGCCGCAUGGUGGUGGACUGUCCCUCGAUGGGAGACUCCAUCACAGAGGGAACCCUGCAGGAGUGGAAAACCAGUAAACCCUAA